AUGCUUCCAAAAUACAUUUGUGAGAUGAGACCAGACUGCUCACAUCACAACCUUAGCUUCAUUGAUGGACAUCACAUGUCAAGAAAAUAUGACAGCGAUGUUCAAGUCAUCAGUCAUCCAUAUGGACUUAAGGACAUCACCUUAGGUUCAUUUACAUCGACUUACUGCGAUAAAUUCAAUAAUCUCGAAAACAUCACACUUGUGGAUUUAAAAAUCCAAAAUCUAAGCCAAGCUGCCUUCAAAAACUGUCGAAAAUUGGAAAUUUUGAAUUUUAACUACAACGAAAUUCGAGAAGUUCCUGAAAAUCUCCUGACCGCAAACCGCAAAUUAAAAUCAUUUUACAUCAGCACCAACAAGAUAACAACAUUGCAUGUCAAUACAUUCAAGUCACAGCGGGAACUUACAAGACUUGAUUUAUCAAUGAACAAAAUCAACUGCCUGCCUAGCAGCUUAUUCAAGCCGCUCACAAAACUCGACACUCUGUCACUCGGUGGAAAUCAGUUGACAAUAUUGGAUCAUGCUUGGUUCCAGCCACUCAAAAAUUUGGUCACAUUGCAUCUGUACUUUAAUGGCAUUUCAGAAUUGCCGAGUGGUAUUUUCAGUCCAUUUGAAAAAUUAUGGCUUUUGGCACUGGAAAAUAACAAAUUAUCGGAAAUUCAUCGAAGUUCUUUCGGGAAUCUUCAAGAUUUAGAGCAUGUCUAUCUUGACAAUAACCAAAUUUCAGCAAUUGAUGGAGACUUCAUUAAUAGUUUGAGGAAAAUUAAAGAAUUAGAUUUGAGAUUAAAUCAGUGCAGCAAUGACAAGUUUUUUACGUUUGAUAGAUUAAGUCAAAAGUUGUGUUAUUGCAUUCAGAAUUAUAGAACGACUGGUGAAAAUAGAGGAUAUUGA
Molecule: messenger RNA, 888 nt
Organism: Chironomus riparius
Lineage: Eukaryota; Metazoa; Arthropoda; Insecta; Diptera; Chironomidae
Source: the annotation of a GenBank genome assembly